AUGUCAUACAUACAACGUUGUAUGUUUUAAUAUUAUAGAGACUUUAUCCAUAAUUAAAUAUAUGUACAGAAAUAAAUUGUCACCUGCGUUUACGUUGCUACAUUAAAAUAUAUCGUUCAUAUUUCUUACUCAUAUUUAUAUAGAAGCUGUUUUACGAUACUAUCUGUAUGUAAGUAUACGCAAAUAUAUUUCAUGAUAUCAACUUCUAAUAUUAUUAGUACUAACACAGAUAAGCAAUAAGGCAUCCACACUAUGAAAUUGAGUUCUAUUCUAUCAUGUAACUUACUUGUCAAGCAACGGUAAAUUCACGGUUUUCAUGACCCAAAUUGAGAAAAUCAAUUUGCGUCUCUACCCCAGUCCAACUUGGACUGAGACUUUCUUUAAAUUCAUAGCAUCAUUUGUCACUUCAUCAAUUUAUUGAAGAAACCCAAGCGUUACCUAGAUACAUACGUCAAGGAAUGGUCACCUCAGUCAAUUAAAAUUCAAAUCGGCGAGCUGAUGUGCGUCACAAAUUCUGCGUAGGGUUCGUGUUUGAUCAUUAGAUUACUGCUUGAUAAUAAUCAGGUUAGAUUCUUGGAAAUCUGGGUUACCUAAUAAUCGUAUCUUACCGCAUUCCAGUAUCAGCAAAAUGUUGCAACCUGGAGGCACUAGAAAAAUAGAUGGGGAUACAAAAGUUCGAAAAAAGACAAAGAACGGACAGCGCAGAAACAAAAGCGGAGGGAUAAAAGUCAGAGUUAAGCUCCCACCCAUAGAAUCAUAUGAAAAAGACGUGGAGUUCCGGGCGGAGGGCCCUGGCCGCAUCAUCGUUCGUUUGGAGAGACUGAUGGGAUCAGAUCGAAUUCGUUUGACGGAUGCAACCUUCAUGGCCCGAUUACUGGAAAAGUUGGAGGAAGAAGAAAAUAGUGCUUGGGUGAAACGAACAAAGGCUCGAAAAAAGGAUGAGCAAGUGAGGUCAAGAAAAUUAGCAAUCGAUGGUCUCAUGGAUCCUGAAGAAGACAUGCGCGACCUAUUCAAGCACCCUGUGUUCAGGGUAAAUCGUGUUUUGAAACGAUUGGCUUUAUUCGACCAAAAUAUGAGCGUCGGCCAGCAAAUCAACUUGCCUCCAAUUAUUCCAGUUGAACCUUUUGAAAUUGAUGGUUCUGGUGCUGUUUUCAAAACAUAUCCUCGACAUGCAGAGCUGAAAAGUGAAGCUCCUUCUGAGGAUAAUGAGUCGCGGGUGGACGUUUCUAUUGCAAAUACUGAUGUAGCUCCUACAGAAAUUACAACCCAAUUAAUUCCAACAAUCAUUGAAGAUGGACCAGGUUUUUCUGAGGGAGAAGAAGAGGAAGAAGAGGAGGAAGAUAACGAAAUGGGCUCUACAAUUGUCCCCUCGGGCAUAUCCAUAAACGACGCCGCUGGUGCAAAUCGUUCCGGAUCAGUGAAAUCAGUGAAAUCUACCCGAAGUGCGACAACUACUCAGAAGGAAUCUUUGUUGGUCAUACCAUCAUCGCCAGGCAUGUCACUGACAGCUCUGCAAAAAAAUUACGGAAUUCCUCCAGCUGAAGAUAUGAACAAAUGGGAGGGAUUCAGAUCGGAUUUAGUCGAUACUAUUUACACGGACAGCAACGGCGGAGUAUUGCAGCUUUACCAAGAGGCUGAAGAAAUUUUGGGCGUUUACGACCGAGAAAACCUUUCUGUUGACGAAUUUGUUGUCAAACUAAAUCGAAUGAUGGGAGCAUCGGGUGGAGCAUAAUAGCACUUAGCAGAUGCGCGAUAAGUCAUAAAUGCUCAAUACAGUUGCAUCAGGUUUUUGUAUUUAUUGUUGCGAUUUAUUACUUAUGAAAACUUAAGUACAAACAUCUUGACUAGCAUAACAUAUUAUAUAUGGCAAAAUUAUAACUUUUUGUAGCAAGAAAAUAUCACAGAAACUGAGG
Messenger RNA from Folsomia candida, 1913 nucleotides. RefSeq lists its product as uncharacterized. The record is from RefSeq and is a predicted model, not a curated record. Lineage: Eukaryota; Metazoa; Arthropoda; Collembola; Entomobryomorpha; Isotomidae. Bases 629 to 1732 code for a protein of 367 amino acids. The transcript is spliced from 8 exons.